Molecule: messenger RNA, 7608 nt
Organism: Heterostelium album PN500
Lineage: Eukaryota; Evosea; Eumycetozoa; Acytosteliales; Acytosteliaceae
Exons: 8
Coding region: 1-7608 (2535 amino acids)
Biological process (GO): retrograde vesicle-mediated transport, Golgi to endoplasmic reticulum
Cellular component (GO): Dsl1/NZR complex; endoplasmic reticulum membrane
Molecular function (GO): SNARE binding
Source: RefSeq, a predicted model, not a curated record
AUGUCAUAUAAUAAGAUAAUAGAUUCUGAUAAUGAUAAUAAUAAUAAUGACGAUGAUGAUUCUAAUGAAGAUAGAGAUGAAGCUUUAAUAAGCAAUAAUAAUAAUAAUAAUAGUAAUAAUUUUAUAGAUGAUAUCGAAUCGGAUGAAUCAGUAUACAAUUCUGAUGAUUCACAUGAUGAUGGUGAUGAUCACCAAUCUAGUUUCUCGAGAUCGACAUCUUCUCUUAAUAAAAGUUUAAAAGCAAUCAAACAAAUAAGAUCAAAUAAUAUAAAUAAUAAUAAUAAUAGCAUAUCUACAGCAUCCUCCUCGACAAACAACAGCAAUAGUAAUAAUAGUAUCAACAAUAAUAAUAAUAACAAUAUCAAUCAAGAACUAAUAUUACAACAACAGAAAAAGAAGAUAUUAUAUACACUUUGGUUCGUAGAUCCAGAAUGGACAGACGAGCAAUUACCAUCGGAAGAGGAAUUAGAUAAUGAAGAGUAUUAUAAUCAAUAUGUUUCAUCUAGAAGAAAAAGUAAGAUAUAUGAAAAGUACUAUUACUUUGUUCAAUUUCUUGAUGAGAUUACCGUUGAUGAGUAUUCAGUUUCUAAGCAGAUCAAAGCCAAGACAGUCAAAGCUAUCGCCUCUACACAUUCACAAUACAAGACAACCGAAUGCAAAGCUAUUAAUUUCCAAGCAGAUAAAGAAUCACAAUGGCAAAGACUAUGUUUCAGUCCUGACAAUUCAAUAAUGGCAUUCUCAACGAGUGGAUGUACAAUCUAUAUCAUAUCGAUUCAAGGCGAAAACACUGUUAACAUUUUAUCGCCAAGUAUGUUAGGAUUGAAUCCAAAAGAUGGAAUAGUAGAUCUUGCAAUUAGAUACUCAAUUUGUUUACUAUCGAAUCAAAGAUCUCUAGUUAAAUGUUUUGAAUUGUUGGUGAUGGGAUAUGAUAUGAUAUUAAGAAGAUUCCACAUACCGAUGUUGAAUCAAGAGUUUACGGUUCAUCCGGUGAACAACUCGCAAGACUCGGUGUUGAGUGACGGUUGUAAUCCAGCGACAUUACCAAUCGAUAUGAAAGGAAUACAUCAUGAGGUUGGUUGCAUGGACUAUUGUCAGGCCACCGAUAUCUUGGCGAUCGGUGGUAACAGGAAAUCAAAGAAAUCGAAAGGAGGCAGUUCUAUCAAGCCAUUCGUAUCGUUCUGGAAGUUAUCCGAUGAGGAGCCCUAUUUCCGUUUGUUAAACAAACCAUCUGUAACCGGUGUUGAUUUCGAUACUUCUGUUGAUGGAACAACUGGUAGCGGUAGCAGUAGCAGCGGCAGUGGAAUGUCAAAUUCUGUAUCUGUAUCUGAACAAAUUAACUUACAUAAUCAACAGCAACAACAACAGAAACAUAAUAUUAGUUUCUCAAACGAUGGAUCACAGAUUCUAGGAUUGGAUCUAAAUGGAACUAUCUAUCUAUGGAAUACUCCUUUGUCGACAGCAGCUCUCGCUUCAUCGACUAGCGGUAGCGGUAACCAGUCGAAUGUUAAACCAAUUAAAAUAUGGACAACCGAAACACUUUCCAAGAGAAUAUGGGAGCGAUCAUCUUCUGCACCUUCAAGUGUUACUUCCAAAAAUGUUGUCGAUAUUUCAUGGUGGUCUAACGAUCAGAUUAUUGCAGCGAAUAGAUGUGGUGAAUUUGUUAUAUUCUCAAUGUUGACGAGUGAGAAUUGUUUGCUACACGAUCCAGAGACAGUGUCAUCUACGCAACCACCUAUUCUAACACGUUCACACAAUGGAAGAUUCUUUAUUUUAGAGACUAGUGGAUCGAUUCACAAGAAGCCGUCGUUCUUUGCUCUGUCACAGGAGUAUCUCCACGAGAAGAUAGGACGUCCUUCAGUUGCAGCCUACAAAUAUAUCUAUAGGUAUUUCUAUGGUGAUCAUCCAGAUGAUCAGGAUCCAUUCGAUUACAAUAUUCAACGUAUUGAAGGUAAUCAAAAUAUAAACGGCAACAACAACAACAGUAACAACAACAACAGUCAAUUGAGAUUGAAUGAUCAAGAUAAUAAUACCCAACAGAUUGAACGUAGAAUCAUUAGAUUCCAAUCGACAACACCAGAACAACUGUUCAAAGCUAAAGUCGCUCAGAAGGAAUAUAACAAUGCCAUUAUUAUCGCUGAGCAUUAUGGUUUGGAUAAAGACUUGGUUCAUCAAAAGCGAUGGUCGAAAUCACAGGUAUCAAGCGAUACUAUCAAGUCAUAUCUAUCGAAAGUACAAGAUCUCAAUUGGAUACUAUGGGAGUGUCAUAAUAGAAUACCAUUGAAUUUCGAAUCCACCAAACUCCUACUUGAAUACGCAUUAGAGAAAUCCAGUAAAAUCAUCAAUGAAAAUUCAUCUAUUGAAUCUUUAAAGGAACAUAAAGAUUUAAUUGUUCAUAGAAAUAUUAUUGUAAAUUACUUGAAUCGAUUGAUUGUUUAUAAAGAGAUCUAUGGUACUUCAUUUGAUGCUUUAGAUUUCUUGAGAUUCAGAGGAUGUAAUCUUGUGUUGGCAGCGAUGGAGUAUGCAAACUCUGAACACUUCAAAGCUAUCGAGGUGUUGUUUACCUAUUACAGUAGAUUUAUAUUGCCAUAUCGCUUGCAGAUUCUAUCGAUGAUUCCAGAGACGACCGAUCCGGCACAAUAUGAAAAGUUGCUACCGGAUUCCAACAACUAUUGGACACCAAAGAAAUCGUUUGAACAGGAUUGGUGUCAGAGUGCUUCCAUCUACAAGAAUGUAUUGGAGGGUUUCGACUAUGAGAAGCAUACCGAUAGCAACUAUCUCAAGGAGAUGUUGGUCAACUCGUUGAAAUCAGACUACGAGGAUAUCAGAGGAACCGAUAAAGUCAACGAUAUCUAUGCGAUGGAUUACGUACAGCUGCCAUUCGACGAGACAACUUUGAUUACUUCACUGCCAAGCGGUGUGCUGACAACCGAAGAUAUUGCCAAGUGGUAUAGCGAGCGAGCGUUGGAAAUCGAUAGGAAAUCAGGUCAGAUUGACAAUGCAUUGUCACUCAUCACCAUUGGUAUUAAAGAGAAGGAGGUGACCGAUCAGUCACUGGACGAAUUGAAUCGUUUGAUUCAACAGGUAUCAAUUAUCAUCUAUGAUACCAAUGCCGAUAUCUCGUUGGAUCGAUAUCAAACGUUGUCACCACAAAACAAACUAGCGUUGCUCUUGAAUGAUUCCAAUAGUCAUACCAUCUACAAUAAUAUUCGCAAUCGUUUGGAUACUUUCAAAGAGUUGUAUCCUCCAGCGGACUUCGAUGAUCUACUGGAGAAUUACUUUGUCGACAAAGCAAAGCACAAUCAUAUUGGACUGGUGAGAUACUACAUCACGACUUUGAAGCAAAACAAACCGGAUCAAUGUGGUUCUGCAUCGACUCUAUCUAUUGCACUCAACAGUAUUGCCAAUGUCCAGUUGAUCAACGGCGAUUCACUCUCUCACAUGGAAGCAAUCAUAGCGGAUCUACCCGAGCGUUCUGUUGUCGGUGGAUUGUCGCCAGCCACCCAGAGACUAUUGAACUUACGCUCCGAUUACUCGCGCUAUAUUCGCGCCAAUAAGAUACUGCUUAAAUACAAUGCAACCAAAUCGAUUUCCUUUUUCCAAGAUACCAAAGAGCGUUCCGAUGAAGUUGCUUUGUCGCUUCUCCAAGAGCUAUGUCGCCACGCCAAGAAAUCGCAAUGGAAGAAUGCAAACUAUCGAUCGAUGUUUAGCGACUUUAACGAUAUCAAACAAAUUGUAUUUUACUCUGUGGAUUCAACUGUUCUCUAUUGUCAGAUUGUAAAGUUUGCUCUGGCCGAAGGUAAAUUUUCUUUGGCGCGUGAGUAUUUCGAUGGCUGUGGACCGGAUAAAGUGGAGCAGCUGGUUGUUGCCGCUGCUAAAGAGCUCUAUAACUCUGCAUCGAGUUAUAACUCACCGAAUAUGGCAGAGGCACAGUUAUGUUUGGAACUCAUUAAACCACCAACUCAAAGGAUUGUUCGUGAGCUCAAUCUUCUGAAGGCAACCGAGAUCAUGACCAACAAGUUCCACUACUCCAAGAUUCCACUUCAAAUUCGUUUGAUUCUUGAUAAAGGUUUGAGUAAAACAUCACCAAGAGUUGGGCAACAACAGCAGCAGCAACAACAAUCUUCAACUCAUUCACUAGAUAUUGGACAAGAGGAAUCGUUGUUUGGAGAGAAUCAAGGUAAAUUUGAAUUGAUACAAUCUUUGAUCGAUAGUUGUCAGAAUGCCUAUCAGGAUGUCGAAGAGAUUCUACACUUGUCAGCAUUACUCUGCGAUUGGGUCGAUCGUGAUUUGAGUAAGGAUGUUGAUACCACCGAUCUUUUUAUAGAUGACCAUAUCAUUGUGGAGGUAAUGCUAGCAAGAAAAGCUAUUCAGCUAUCAGACUUCUCAGUGGCAUUCCGUAUCUGUAAGAUGCUCAUGUCCGAACCGAAAAAGAAUAUUCCCUCAAAGUACAAAGAGAUCUAUCGAGUGUGUUCAAGCUUAGCAUUGGACGGACACUUUAGUCAUUUGGAACCGCGUCUGGAGUUGCUCUCCUAUUGUCUUGUCUACUGUGACCAAGACGAUCUUACAAGAUUCCUCGAAGCCUACCAAGAACUGGAGUUACGCUCCAACAUUUUAGAGAGUUCACAACGAUUCCAGUCGGUUGCAGACAACAGUCUGAUCUCGCAAUUAAAGUCGUCGGUCGAUGAAAAUGGUGAACAAACUAGCGUCUAUGAUAAGUUAAUGCGCAACGAAAAUGAACUUGCCAAAUACAUCAAACAGUUGGCAAGUGAACAACCAUCGGAAAUUAGAUUGGAACCACCAUUCUCUGAAUCGCUUGAAUCAAUUACAACUUUGAUUAACCGUAUCGAUUGUGAUGACAAAGAUGACGACGACGACAAUGACGAAGCAUCAGACAGACUCUACCAACAACAGAACGAGUUGAUGUUCCAUCUUUCACAAUUGAUCCAGUUCAUUGGAUCAUCAAAUCACAAUACUCAAGAUGACAACUUGAAUGUUGUUCGUUUUGAAUCAACCCAAGAGAUAUUGCUUUUACUCUCAAAGUAUGCUAUUCAUCAUGGAUUCCUCAAGAAUGCACUCUCCUAUUAUCUGUCGGUUGCUGAUCAGUCUCAUGUUGACAGAGUGUUUGGCUGCCUGGUGGAAAGCUCUCAAUCGAAUCCACAGUAUCAGACGAGUCUGGAGCGUGUUAUUCGGCUGGCUUGCUACUACUAUUCGUUGCGCUUGCUUUCAGCUGUUGCCGCUCGAGACACAAGUACCACUCCCAACUCUAUAUGCUCGUUGUUCAAUAUUUCAGUCGCCAGUGUAAUUGAGUCUGCAUUUGGUUUGGCAUCGUUACCCGGUGAAGACAGUGACAGUGCUACCAAAGACCUAGUUUCGAACGUCCAAAAGUAUCACAAGAUGCUUCUCGACUCUAUUCAAGCCAAGGAGUUCUCAGAGGUCAACUACAAUGUCGAUUUCAACAGAUUCAAAGAGGAUCCCGUUUAUAAACGCGAUACUAUAUUCCAAUUCGCAAUGACAAACGACGCCAAGUCUUUCCAGACUGCAUUGUCAAUGGCGAGUCGAUAUGGUAUUACAAGAGAAGAGGUUCUAGAGAAACAUGUACAUUGGAAGAUUAUCGAAGAUCGAUCCGGUUUCACCAAUACAUUGCUCACCAACGAGGACAUUUCGAGCUUGUCUGCUAUUAAACAUCAUCUGAUACAGCACAUUUUCGACAAGAUCGAUGGAUGUGACUAUGAACGUCUAUUACUCUUCAAUGAACUACUCGGUAGAUUUGACACUGGAGAUCAAAAGUAUCAGGUUGCCAAUAGAAACAAAAAGAAGUUGUUGACACUGUUGAAAUCACCAAAGAACACAAUCAACAAGAUCUACAAACCACUCAACUUUAAGUUGUUAAUCGAGAACACAUCGUAUGAUCCAUAUGUAGACGGAUUGAAAUCACUUCUAAGUGAAGAGAAUAUUGCAUUCUGUUGUAAUCUUAUUAAUAUUCUUCAGAAUAUAAGAAGUGAUGUCGAUUUGAUACAGAAUUACACUGUUAGCAAGAUGUAUCGUCAACUCAUAAACAACAUCAUUCAACACGAAGAAGCUGAUACAGACAUUGUCUCGGUUGUACUAAAGUAUCGUAAGCAACUGGAUGAUGUCGAUCUCGUCGAAGUCUAUGAGAUGAUUGCCUACGGUGACUAUUCAAAUCGUUUGACAAUGGAAGAGCGUAUCGAUGCACUCAAACAAGUCACCAACACUGAUCAAGUUACAGAUAAUCCAGAGUUACUCGCCAAACUUCAGCAACUGCUCAGCCAUUUGGAGGUUAUCAAUAAGCUACAACAUCUCGAGCCAAAGAUCAAUCUCUCGUCUUUGAAUAUCAUUGAAAACUACAAGAAUGCACUCAUUGAAGCGUUCAAAUACAGCUUGGAUAUCAAGAGUGUCAACAGCAAACAACUCGACACGAUCAUACCGACAUUGAUUCAAAAGAAUCUGGAGAUUACACCGAGUCAAUGCGAACAAGUCUAUCAGAUUAUCAAGGGAAGCACUGAUGUCUCUGAUACCAUCGCUUCUCUAUUGAAAUACUACCAAACAUCGAUCUCCAACCUUCUCGAACAACUCGGACAAUCGAAUGACCAUAUUCAACAGUUGGUACUCUCAGAAUCGAUCAAGAGAAUCAUUGACAACUUCAAAGCUGGAACCAAAUGGCAUUCCGAACAAAAGAUAUUCCUUGAGGAACUGAGAGAGUUUGCCUAUGACACCAACCAGCCAAUGGAGUGUAGAAUACUCAUUUUCGAGAUACUCAAAUCUACACCAACACUCUACGACCGUUCUCAUCAAGAUUGGAUGGAGCAAGAUCUCAUCCAAGUGAAGCAACACAAAACAAAGGAGAUCAUCAAGGAAACAUGGAAGAGUGCAGAUGUUACAUUCAAGGAGAUGGAGAUUACCACGCCCGAAUCAGCUAUUCCACUAUUCAACAAGUUGAUUAGCAACAGUGAUACAUUCCAACAUGUUUCAUACCUGUCGGAUCUUCUGGCGAUGUGGAGCAACGCACAAAAGAGUGAUGCGGAAUCCUCUGAUACCAGCAUCCAUGUUUUACAUAACUGUUGGCUCAAGUUGUUCUUGGCAUUCAUCCCCUUCUUUGAGGGAAACAAUAAGGCUGUAAAUCAAUUCUUGCGCAUUCGUCUCGAUCAAAUCAAGCAAUAUCCAAUGGAAAAGUCAGAGGAAUUGGAGAUCUUGGAGAAACUAAAUAACACCCACAACAUUAUCUACUAUAAAUUUGGUAUACUUUCCAACUAUAGAGGAAUCCAAGUUUCAACAGUAAACGAUCUGCUUACGUUCACUAAGAAUACUUUUGUUAUUAAGACUGCCAUCGAUUCAUCGGCAAUCUCUUAUUGUCCACAUCACCAUACACCAGAGUGUCACAACGAUCUCGACCAAUUCAUUCAAAAUAACCAACAGCUAUUCCAAAUUAUAUACUCAAGUGGAUUCACCUAUAUGUUUGUAGACACACCACUCUACGAUACAUUGGUCAAUCUUAUUACGCUAUACAACAACAACUUUAAUAAUCCAGCUCAAUUGGAAAAUCUAUUGGUACCAGCACAGAUGACGAAAGUUUUAAUAACGAUAUUAUAG